UUCAGCACUGUGCGCGGAAAGUCUAUUAAUCUCUAAAACUGUUUUGAAUAAGUUUACUGCAUCAUCACACUUAGAGACCUCAUUUAUAUGAAAUUCGCGUGUUUUCUCUAAGGGACGCUUUCUCUCUCUCUCUCUCUUCGAAGUUAUAAUAGAGGCAAGUCCCAUUUGAUAUGUUAUAUCUGUAUAACUAUUGACCGUUGGAUCUGUGGAUAUGACAUUGUCCUAUCUAUGUGUUCGAGCAGUGUAAAGUAGUAACGGGUAGAAGUGCGACAUUUACAUGUAAGAUAACAGAAUAACAUGGCGAUCUUAUGAUAUGGAUAUACCCCAGGUGCAAGAACAGAACUUCACAGUUCAGCUGUUGGAGUGUGAGGAUGUACAGAGCCUGGGGGCUGUCGUGAAGACCUGCCUCCACAAUGUCGUCAACAACAUAGCGAGUGGUGCUCUGUUCUACUGGGAGGAGGCAGGGAGGACUCUAUAUACGUCUGAUGUUACUGGCACCCAUGUGUGCAGCCCAUGUCCAGAGUGUAUCAGGAAUGUAUUCAGAAAGGGUCAGCACUCGGUGGUAGAUGUUUCCAGCAUUCCAGACAGCAUCCUUGAGCACCUCAACCUUUCCUCUUCCUCCACACAGAACCUCAAAGUUGGCAGCUACCCAGUACAGGAUCGGAAAUCAGGCUCAGUCCUGGCUGUUCUCUUGGUUGCUGGGCAACAUUUGGGUGAUGCAACACUGUGUGACUUACAAGUUCCAUUGAAACAGAUUGCAGCAUGCUACAACCAUAUACAGAGGACUUUUCAGUCACCAAGAAAUACAGAGGAGCGAGUCAGCCAGCAGUUAAUCAAACUGUGUGGAGAUUUAUGUGACCAGGAUGCAGCACAGUUACAGCUUAAAGUUCUCCGUUAUUUGGAGGAGGAGACGCAGGCAGAGUGCUCUUUCCUGCUGAUGGUGGUGCCAGAAACACAGGAGCUCUUCUGCCAGGUGGUUGGCAGAAGAAUUCUGCCAGAAGAAAUACGAUUUCCAGGACCAAGCAGCAGCUUUUCAACAGCCUUGGAAUCCAAACAACCUAUCACAUUAGAAGACAUUCCAAAAGAAAACAUCAAGGGCAUAGAGGAGUUGGUGUGUUGCCCACUUCGCUCCUUGCUCUGUGUUCCAGUUACCAGCAGAGCAGACAAUAACCUCAUUGCCUUGGCCUGCGUCAUCAACAAACUCAAUGCAAACAGAUUCACAGACCGAGACAUAUCCACCAUUCGCCAAUGCUUCCGCUACACUGUCACAGUGCUAACCAGCACUUUGGCGUUCCAGAACGAGCACAAGUUGAAGGUUCAAACCCAGGCCCUGCUCCAGGUUGCUAGACAUCUCUUCACAAACCUAGGUGAGUUCAAGGUCAGGAGGCUAAUCAUGGUCUUUACAUACUUGUCCAUGCAUUUGGCCGAUAUUUAUAGGCAGUUUGGUUCUGUGAUAUUGCCAUCCUACACGAUAAACAAUAAUGGUAUCGUAGCCAGGCCAGAUAUGAUGACCAGUAAAACUGUGGACAAAGCUGCAUAUGGUGACAGAAGUUUGCAUGACAAUGGGAGACCAAUAGGAAGACCUGAUGAUGAAAUCAAUCAUGAAGAGGAGACAGUCUUUAAUAUUAAAACUGAUACGGAAAAGAAUACAACCACAGAACUUAAAGGUGACAUUGUCAUUGUAGGUAAAGAUUAUUUGAAGACAAGUAGUAAUGACACUAGAUUUGAAAAGGGAUGCCUGGGAGAUGAUGAAGCUUUUCUGAAUGAAAAAGCAGAAGAAUGCCAUAUGAUUAUUGAACAGUUUAGAGGAGAAAUAAUAAAAGAUACUGAAUUCAGAAAAAGCUUGGCUUCGUUGGAAUUGGACAUUGAUAACAGUUUGCAGAGGAGUCUAAAACUUUCAAAGGGUGCAGAUGAUAGCAGUUUCCAGAGGAGUUUAGAACUGUUGAAGGGUGCAGACAAUAGCAUGGAAGAUAGAGAGCUAAAUGAAUAUCUUUGUAAAAACUGGGACACAAAUAUAUCUGAUGAUGUACAGGACAGUUCUAAUGAUUCUGUUUUUGCUGAAUCUUUUGACGAACCUUUAGAAAAAGCUUUGGAGAUAGGUGACAUCUCAAUAGAGUCACAAUAUAAAGGAGAUAAUCUGGAUCAAGCACUGGUUAUAACAAAAAAGAAAAUAGCAGCAUUUCCUGGUAUUGAAAAUGAUAGAGAAUUGGAUCAUAAUACUGAAACAACAUCAAACUUGGUAACAUUCCAUGUCCCUGACGCAGAGUCUGUUCUGGUUACUGCAUACUUGUCAGAUGACAAAGGUGAGCCCUUCCCACUACUGGAGUCUGUAUCAGAUACCCAGCUGUCAUACACUACAGCCUCCAGUGAAAGAGAUCAUGAUGUUGAUAAUGUAGAUAUGGAUGGUAAUGGAGACAGAGAGAGUAUUGAUUCAAAAAGUCCCGAUGACAAAUUCUUUGACUCCCAUGAAAGUCUUGCAGAUAGAUUUACUGGAUUGUCACUAGAGCCCAUGGAUCUCAGGCCAGAUAUUCUUGGUUUCCCACCUACAUACCGGAGCCCAAACAUAAACCGUGCAAUGAAAAAAUGUUUUAGUGAGCCACUGUUUUCACAUGAAAAGACGUAUUGCAAGGAUGAUAGUGCUGCUGCCCAUAAUGAUGCUUUUUUGCACCUUGAUACAACAAACAUGAAUGACACUGAGAUACGAAUCUACAGCAUGUCCCAUUCGGGUCAAGUAAGGUCAUGGAAAGCUAUACAUGAUGUGAUUGAGGCAUUUAGUGAACCUAAAUUGGAUGAUGCAAGCAAAGAACAGUCUGUGGUAGUGAGCCUGAGUGAUGUGGACCUGUCUGACAUUCAAGUGCCUACUGCUGUCUGUAAAACAAUCAAUUUAGAUGACCUCACAAAACUACUACGCGAGAUUAUGCAACAAGCCCGAAAUCUUACCAAUGCAGAAAGGUGCUCUGUAUUUCUCAUAGACAAUGACACAGAUGAAUUAGUAGCGAAAGUUUUCGAUGGAAUCACCACAAAUAAAAACAACGAAGUCCAAGAAGAGAUACGACUGCCAAUUUCUCAGGGUAUAGCCGGGAAAGUGGCCACCUCAGGUGAAUUGCUCAAUAUCAAAGAUGCAUACUCCCACCCCCUGUUCUACAGAGGUAUUGAUGAUACCACAGGAUUUAGAACCAGAAAUAUUCUUUGUUUUCCAAUCAAAGAUGAAAAAGGUCGAGUGUUAGGAGUAGCCCAGCUGUGUAAUAAGAAGAAUGGGCCCUGUUUUACUCAGUUCGAUGAAGAAGUAGCUACUGCUUUUGGAAUCUACUGCUGUAUCAGUAUAAGCCAUAGUUUAAUGUACAAGAAAUUGCUUGAUACACAACACAGAAAGUCACUGGCUAAUGAGCUUAUGAUCUAUCACAUGCAGGUAAGCCCAGAUGACGUAACUGGAUUGUCUUCCUGUGACAUUCCCCACCCACGAAUGAUCCAUCCUGAUUUCAUCCAGUUCUCCUACGCACCACGAACUUUGCCAGAGGACAGGACUCUGCUGGCCUGUUUAUCCAUGUUUGAGGACUUGAACCUGUUGAACCGAUGGAGAAUCAAAAGGGAGACCAUUGCCAGGUUCAUAUUGAUGGUGAGAAAAGGCUACCGUAAUCCCCCCUACCACAACUGGAUGCAUGCAUACACAGUGGCACAGUUCUGCUACCAGCUCAUACGCAACCUCAAAUUGGAAAACCAGCUUGAAGAGAUUGAAAUUUUCUCCCUGUUUGUGUCCUGUUUGUGCCAUGAUAUUGACCAUAGAGGAACAAAUAACUCAUUCCAGACAGCUUCCAAAUCUGUUUUGGCUGCCUUAUAUAGCUCUGAAGGUUCAGUGUUAGAGCGACAUCACUUCGCACAGACCAUGUGUAUUCUUAAUACAGAAGGAUGCAAUGUGUUUGAAAACCUUAGCAGCAAGGACUAUCAAACAGUGCUAGACUUGAUGAGGGAUAUCAUUCUAGCAACUGAUCUGGCACACCACUUCAAGAUCAUGAAGAAUCUUACUGAACUAGCAAACAAGGGCUAUGAUCGCACUGUGAUGAAGGACCGCAAGCAUGUGCUGUGCCUGAUGAUGACAGCCUGUGACCUCUCAGAUCAGACCCGGCCCUGGGACAACACCAAGAGAGUGGCUGCACUGAUCUACAAGGAGUUCUUCUCCCAGGGCGACAUGGAGAAGGCGCGAGGCAUCCAGCCCCACGAGAUGUACGACCGGGACAAGGCUCACAUCCCCGCAGUGCAGAUCUCCUUCCUGGACCACGUAGUACUUCCUGCCUACAGAAUUUUAGCGCGGAUGUUCAAACCGGUAGAGGAAUGUGCCGAGAGUGUAGAGCAGAACAAGCGCCACUGGGAGCGGUUAUCAGAGCUGAUUCGAGUCAAGCGGGGCGGGUCCACCUCCUGUAUGACCUUCGAGGAGGUACUGGCUAUGGAACAGGAGGAAAUUGACACAGACCAUGUUGUCCUGAAUCACGCACUCACAAACGGGGAGCAGUCAUAACUCUAGUUCAAACUUGUGCUAGGGAGAAAAUUAGUAGGGAGAAGAUAAGUUGAUGUAUUUGAAGGAACGGGGCUAUAUGGCAAUAGCUUCUUACAUUAUUAUAUUUUCGUCUGAAGUCCUAUUUAAUAGAAAUAUUUGAAUCAUAUAUACCAUGUGAAAAUCAUUUUAUUAUUGAAAUCUGGUUAUUUGAGAUACCUGUGUUAAGCAAGUUGAAACCACCGUUGAAAACACAGGUGUAAUGCCAUUAUGUUGUAUUGUGGGCAUUCAGUAUCAGUUAUUUAGCAAAACUUUUUAAAAAAAACACCCUGGUUUUGUGGCAUUCUGAAUGUCAAACCAGUAUAAUUUUAGACAAAUCAAACAUUAAAUUAACAGCAGCCAGACUUUUAGAUGUACAGAAAAUUUCCCAAAACUUUCCUUUUUGAGCUGUUUGCAUACUUUCCCAUCAAUUAGGAAUAAAUCAAGCUAGUGAGAGGGAAAGCAAAAGAACACCAUUAUGGCAGAACAAUCAGGAUGAUAACCAAGGCUAGGGAAUGCUCUGGUUCAAACUAGUGAUUGAAAUUAAACAAUUGUCGCUUUCUCAUUGAUUUUAAUUUUUUGUUGCAAUCAAAGCAUGAAUAAGGUUUGUGUCAAAGUUAUUGUUUUUUAUUUUAUUUUUAUAAGGUGAAUUGUAAAUAAUUGUCAUUGAAAAAUGUAUGUUAUGUGUUGCAAUGAAAAUUUAACUUCUUAGAUUUUUAUCAAAACCUUGUUAUGUGUUUGGGUUAUAUGAAGUAUUAACAACAGGGCACGUUUUUCAUAGUGCAUUUGUAUAAUGCUGAAACAUUUUUUUUUCAACCAUAAAAAUUAACAUUUACAAACAUAAAUUUAGAAUAACAUAUGGAUGUUUGUUAAUAGGAACUGGAAAUGAUACGAAAGGAGUGUUUUUACCAUGUUUUUGUUUAACCGUUACAUAUAAUUGCAAAAAUGAUGGGUGUCAAUUGAUUAAUACUACUUUUUUAUUUAUCCAUAUGGAGUUAAUUACAUUAAUCUGUUGGAAAUUGCUAUUUAUAAUGAGCAGUUCCCCUAUAAUUUUACAACUGAUCUGAUAAUAUGAUAUUUACUUGAUUCUUAUUCAUGCACUUGAAGAUGUAUGCUAUUGACAAUUACUGCAAAUACAUUUGUGCUAAUCUUUCUACAUUACAUUUGUUUGUUUUUAGUGUUUAUUUGCACAUUUUCUGUGCCGCAGUUUGGAAUAAAUAUAAUUUAAUUCCAAUGCAAUGACGAGUGUUAAAAUUCUACCUCCAAUGCUACAAUCUCAUAUAUCAUGUACAUAGUAUUUAUGCAUAAGUUGUGUUUAUUUAACCCUUUACCACUUAGAUACUUAUUUUUGCGUCCCAUAGAAAGUUAUAUUUAAUUAAAGACCUUUCUUACUAGUUUCAAGUUUUUAAGUCUUCAUUUCCAAUCCUUAAGUCUUCAUUUCCAAUCCUUAGAAACUGAUGAGCACCAAACAGGAUAAAAGCCAUUUUCGUUUUGCUUCCGAGUGGGAAAGGGUUAACAUAACCAGGAUAUAAAAGCAAGCAUCUAAAAAGGGUAUAUAUACCCGUAUGAGUUGAGGCAACAUAAUCAUUUUACUUACAAUCAACUGGGUAUUUUUAUACUGGUAAUCAAAAUAUUUGGAAUUGUAAUUGUUUAAACUAAGAAAAUAUUGACAAAUUUGAGGAUUGCAUUCCUUGCGGUGUUCUUGCUUGUUUUAUCAUUAUUCUGCUAACGCUUCUUUAUAACAUGUAGGCUGUUCCAAAAAUGUUUGGCUGCCACAAAAACCACCUGUAUGCAUGACUUGUAAUAGUGACCGUGUAUUCUCUGACUAGUUAGUUAUGCCAUACAGACAGGUAACUUCCAUUGUCAUAGGCAAUAUUUUAGGUUGAAUUUUGGCAUUUAACAGUUUAUAUUAUCAUGCAUGGCAUUUAAAAAAAGAAACCUAUUUAAAUCAUGUUAUAUUGCAACAUAAUAACAUUGUACAGGAUCAAAUACUUCAUAAUAUUUUUUUUUACAACACAAGACUGAAUGUGUUGGGGUCUUGUGAUCAUGUAUGGCAAUUCUUGUGUAGUUGCAUUUUUAAUGCUAAUAUAGAGUAAAGUAUUUGUGCCUGUGAUUUUUUUUUCAAUUUCGUGUUUACCGUUAUAUUGUAGAAAUAUGAUCUUUACAAUUUCAACACGAUAGAUAUUAUUAGUGUUUACAAUCAUUAGUCAUAGUUUAAUGUUUUAUAUUUUUAUUUUUAUUCUAACCCUUUUUUAUUUGCUUAGUUUUUUUAUUAAUCCACAUUAACAUUUGUUAAUGAUAUGAGUGGUACUUGGAAAUCAAAGUGCUAGAAUAUGAUAUCCAAUUGUUUGUUUUGUUUUUAUCUCACCUCAGCUUAUGGAGAGCUUUUAUGAUUGCCUUUUGUUCGUAGUUUGUCUUGCAUUGUACAUCAUAAAUGUUCAGCUGGUGAACACAUUUAUCAUCCAAUCAUUAUUAUCCUUUUUCAGGAGCUUUGUCCCAAUAAUAUUUCUGCAUUAUAUAUAGGACACUGGGUUACAUGCGUUCCAAAAAAGUUCACUAGUUUAUAUUUUAGAUAAAGCUUGUGUUCACAAGAAGUCACUUUUUGCCCAAACUUCAGGACACUUGCUCAGAAAAUUUGUUUUGAUUCUAAUUAUUUGAAGGAAAAAAUUAUAAAAGUGCCUGUUAAAAUCUUUCUUUGCCAGGAGUUUAUGCAGUUUUCGUGAAAUGGCAUAAUGAAAUAUUUUCAAACUUUGUCAAACCUAUAUUUUCUAUUAAAUUCUUGACCAAGAAAAAAUCAGUGCAAUAAGGGGUAAAAAAACACAUUAGUAGUCACAUUAAGUAUUCAAACAUUAUGAAUGCAGAUAAGUUCAGUUUAGUUUCUUUGGGUCUCAGGUGAGCGCCCCAGGGUCUUUGGGCCUCCUGUAUCUAAUAUGUGUAUUACUUUUCCACUUGUAUUUCUCACCAGUUAAUCGUUCUCUUAAUAUUUUUUUUAUAAAUUGCACAGUAUGAAUUUCAUGAUAUGCAGUUUAUUCGAGAUCACCAAAUGCUUAAAACCUCAUAUUCUAUGGUCAUGUAUUAUUUCAUGUUUUUUUUCUGAUCCUCUAACAUAUUGGUUUGUGUUCUUCCUUAGUAAAUCAUUGAUGAUAUAUUCAAAUAUUUAAGUCAAAUGUUAACAAUUGGCCUGCAUUUUUAUGUAAAUAAUUAUUUUUUAUCUCACCUCCCACCUAGGUUGAAUUUUUUAUUUGGGUCAUGUGCCUCCAUAAAGGCGGUCACCAGGUAAAAUCUUAAGAAAACCUUGUUUUCAGUCUAGAGGCCACAUCUGUAACUCAAUCUUGAUAAUUUCUUGGAAAGAAUAUCAUUAUUUGAAUUUAUGCUUUCAAAUGCAAUAACGUAACGUCUUCCAUUUGGACGAUUUUUGUUUUGAUGUGCCAGUAUAUCAUUAUCUCAGAACAACAACAAAACUUAAGAUUUAGGAGUUAAGUGUUGUAGUUUAGCAAAUCUUUACACUAUAUUACAUUUUGUUUGAAUUAUAACCAUACACUUCAAAGAUGAAGUAAAAUAGUUGCAAGCACACGGAUGUGUUAAAAAAAUAUUUCGAGAGUUGAAUGUUGCAUGUAGGUUCAUUCUAUGCCAUUUUUGUGGUUAGAACCAUAUGAUAUUUAUUCCGAAUGGUCAGUGGAUCUAUACUUAAGUCAAAAGCAAAGCAAUUGUUUGAAAGGACGCUGCAUUUUAUAUUUUAGUAAGUAAUAUUUCAAGUGUCUCUUUAUUGAUUCAUCUAUAUUUCAAGUGACUCUCUAUUUAUUCAUUGAUCACGUAUUUGCUGACAUACAUAUUUAUCAUCAUGUUUGUUAUUGGAAAUUUAUGUUAAUAAAUUGGUUAAGAAGUUUA
Dreissena polymorpha is the source of this 8416-nucleotide messenger RNA. RefSeq names its product cGMP-dependent 3',5'-cyclic phosphodiesterase-like. NCBI's taxonomy places the organism in Eukaryota, Metazoa, Mollusca, Bivalvia, Myida, Dreissenidae. The record is from RefSeq and is a predicted model, not a curated record. Gene Ontology annotation, biological process: positive regulation of gene expression; regulation of mitochondrion organization; negative regulation of receptor guanylyl cyclase signaling pathway. Gene Ontology annotation, cellular component: synaptic membrane; mitochondrial matrix; mitochondrial inner membrane. The transcript is spliced from 30 exons. The coding region runs from base 314 to 4513 and encodes 1399 amino acids. Gene Ontology annotation, molecular function: 3',5'-cGMP-stimulated cyclic-nucleotide phosphodiesterase activity; 3',5'-cyclic-AMP phosphodiesterase activity; 3',5'-cyclic-GMP phosphodiesterase activity.